Messenger RNA from Volvox carteri f. nagariensis, 1592 nucleotides. RefSeq lists its product as uncharacterized. The record is from RefSeq and is a predicted model, not a curated record. Gene Ontology annotation, molecular function: RNA binding. Bases 84 to 632 code for a protein of 182 amino acids. Lineage: Eukaryota; Viridiplantae; Chlorophyta; Chlorophyceae; Chlamydomonadales; Volvocaceae. The transcript is spliced from 5 exons.
UGUUGUCACGCCUGUUAGACACUGUGGACUCCUGCUCGUUUGCAUAAACCGCUUAUAAAGUAGGUUUUCGUUUUCUCACCAAAAUGCCGAAGACGUCCCGGUAUGCGGUAAUUGUGGACAACAUUAGCAGCACCACGCCUGUGCGCGAUAUUGAGCGCGAGUUCGCGUAUUAUGGCCGUAUUCGCAAUUGCGUCAAGGAUGGCAAGCACAGGCUUGCUUUGAUAGAAUUUGAGAAGUCGCUGGACGCACAAGCAGCAUGGCGGAAGAUGGAUGGCUUCCGAAUGGACGGCCGGACCUGGAAGGUGGAUUGGGCCACGCGCGAUGACUUUCGCUUCUUUGGUUGGAAAUGGUUUGAGUACUCCCCCUCGCCUGUCAGGUCGCGUUCCCGGUCGCGUGGUCGUUCUCGGUCGCCGUCUCGUGGGCGUGGCCGAUCGUAUUCACGGGGCCGUGGCCGCUCACCGUCUCGCUCUCCGCGCCGAUCGCGGUCGCCCGACACGCCGCACGGCAAGGAUGACCGGCCACGGGACGCGUCCAAGUCGACGUCGCCGCCGCCUCGUCGGGAUGAGCACGGGGCCAGGAAGGGCGGGGAAGAUGACAACUGUGUUAGGUCGCCUUCUCCGGACCGGGAUUGAAGCUAGUAACUACCGUGCACACAGUUACAUGCAUUCACGGUCAGCUAUGACGAGGGUGAUGAUGAGAGUGUGUUAUCGGGAUGUAAUAGGGCCGGUAUGCUAGGCCCUACUGCUGGCACGUCACCUGAGGGCCUGCCUUACGCAAGGGAGGGAUUUCGUGCGAUGAAGUGGAGAGGACAGGCAAGGGAUACUGGAAUUAUAAAUUUUAGAGCGGUAGGUAAGUCGCGAUGGUAGUCCAGCGCUGCCCUUGGGAUGCGACCGUUUCCUCAGGCUGGUGGCUGGGUCGGAGCCCCAGAGGUCUGCAUGCGCUGAGCGAGGCGAUGCGUUCCCUUGGUUGGGGCGGCGUAAAACCCCGCGUUACAUGUGUGUGUAGGGGCAAGUGACUGUGGUUCCUGUUGACUUGACUGACAUCGCCGCAUACAUUGUGCAUACAGACCUCCUGCACGGAUGGGAUUGGAAUUCAUUGACAUACGCCAGGCGCUGCAGGGGUGUGCGUCGUUUUGCAGCUUGAAACUGGCCGUUGCUGGGGUUAGGAAUGAAAUGGGAUUCUGUGCCGAUGAUGAUAGCAGGCACAAGCUAACUGAUAGGUUAUUAGCAGUGUGCGCCAGCCAGCCCAAUAGCUGGUGCUGGAUUGGCGAAUGCUUUAAAAUUUUAUCAACAAUUGUUGGACUGGGGGGUUGGGAGCCUAGGGCAAGCCGAACUUUGCGGUUGGGUUGCGGCUUGGAACAGUCGGCCGAGCGGGUGGAUGAUCCUCUGUUGGAGCUCUCUGAAGGAAUGUUUGGUUAUCUGUAUCGCGCCAAGUGCGGUUGCCAAGUGGGAUUCUGGUCAUUAUCCGGGUUGAUAUGGCAACAAGGUUACCGCAUUCUAGGUCUCAAAGCGGCCUUGCUGAGAAGGAUGCUCCUCAAAAGGGUAGCGGUAAAGUGUUCAAAGUCUUCUUUCAAGCGGUAACACUUUAGAAAG